UUAUAGAACGGCUCUGAAUGGUCUCCUGCUCCAAAAUACCAGUGGAGGACCCAGGAGCGUCUGGAGGACAAAGAGGAGCUGGGCGGAAGUGGUGUGGCAGGAUAGAGCAACAGAAAAAAGAUCACACGGCAUGGAGGACGACGUGUGAGCCGGCGGUCUAAUCUCUGGUCAUGUGAUCUAUUAUCCCGGCACAGAAGAAGAUUGUUCGGCCUCGCAUUUAAUUCCGCUGUCCAAGUGUUGUGAUCAGCUCAGAUCUUUGGGUAAUAUCACCGAUGUCAUUACAAAGCAGAAUUGGUGGCGCAAAAAAUAAGCCAUCAAAUGGAUUUUUAAGUGCAGAAUUGAAAGAGUUAUGAUUUUUUAUAGCUGGACGUCACAAUUUUUGGAUUAUAUUUUGGAUUUGUCACAGAUGAAACGGCUCGGCAAGUGUGUCCUGUGCUCGGCAUCCACCACUCCACCUCGUGGAUCUCUAAGAAUUGGAUUGCGGAGCACAAUGCAUUCUGGGAUAUUUAAGGUGGGCCUUGUGGUGAUGACCGCCAUUGUCAAUCAUCCGCUCCUCUUCCCAAAUAAUGACACGACCCUUCCUGUUAGUGAUGACCUUAUUGUGGAGAGGUUACGGGAGAGAGAACAAGACCUAAAAAAACAGCAGCUGGACCUGGAGCAACUUUUUUCCCAUCAUGAGAAACCAGCAGAAGAUCGAACUGAGACCGAGGGCAAAGAGUCCGAGGGUGGAGCAGGGUGGGACCUGUGGAGCACAGUGUCUAUGGUCAUAUUCCUGAUGAUUGAAGUAUGGAGACAGGACUUCAAGGACAACAACUCCCAUGAGCAAAGCAAAGAGGACGAUGACCUAAUGUUCUUAGGAAAUAACUGUCAUGGCGUGUCUCUGCCUAACAAGCCAAUGCUGGCUAUCUUUUAUGACCAAUACAUCCGAGCCACUACCCACGAUGCCUUGAGAAGCAGGGAGUUUGUAGAAGGUUUUGCAGAUGACCUUCUUGAGGCGUUAAGAAGUCUGUGCAAUCGCGAUACCGACAUGGAGGUCGAAGACAGCAUCUGUAUUGGAAGUAUGUACGAAAACUGGAGGCUCAACAAGCCACUGAUCUGUGACCUACUGGUACCAUUUUCACCUCCACAACCGUAUCACUUCAAGUGCCAGCCGUGGGUCUCUGAUCCCUCCAUCGGUCCAGACAAACAAAGUUAUGGAACCAUUCUUGUCCGUGGUCCGGACGAUGAACCAUCGGGCUGUGUAUGUAACAAAAAAAGACUUGGAGAAGACAUGUUGUGUCUUCUACACAAUCCCACCAACAAUACAAAAGUGAACAAGGACGUGAACCUGCUGUGUUCUAGAAACACCAACUACCUGGACAUUGACCAGGUCAUGAAAUGGUUCCAGACAGCAUUGACUAAAGCCUGGAGCAAAAUUUCCCACAAGUAUGAGUUCGAGCUCACCUUCAGCAACUUGGACUCUCCCGGAGCUUUGAGAGUCAAAUUCAAGUCUGGAAAAGUCAUCAUCUUCAACAUAACCCCCGUGGUUCAGUAUGAGGACACGGACCUCUAUUUUAUUUCCCAUUUUCCCAGCAUGCCACGGGAAGACCUCUCAGGUAUCUACUGGAUGAUAUCUUUUGCAGUUUACGAGAGAAGGUUCCUCAAGGACUUUGCGAAAAAGCUCCCAGACAAUUCAUGCCACCUCAACUGCCUACAGAUCAUGACUUUUCUCUAUUCCAAGCAGUGUCACAUAAGCGGACCGAGCGGUCUCACCACAUACCACCUAAAGACCGUCCUUAUGCAUCUCCUUCUUAGUCGACCCUGUUCAGAUUGGAGCAACGUCUUGCUGGAGGACCGAUUACGAGACAUGUUCAAGAACUUGGAGAAAAGUCUCUUGGAGAAGAAGCUCCACCACUUCAUGGUUGGGAACAGCAAACUUCCGGACAACGUCAACCUUCCCGAUCACUUUCGAGGAGCAGAACCUGUUAACCUUUUCCGUUCCUUUGUCCUAAACCGGAAUCUUUACCAAAAGACUCUGUCCAUGUUCUAUGAGAUGUUGAAGAAUGCGACUGUUGUCAUCAACGAAUACAGCCUACACCUGCCCAAUGGACACACCAACAAACAUUCCCAUUAACCACACUUACAGCCGCCAACUGAAGCAGUGUUUGGGGGGGGGGUUCUUAUCUUUAUAAUUCAUUGACAGAUUUUUAAUAAAAAAGUAUAUUUUGUAUCAAAGCCCACCAUUUUAAUACCGACCAGCCAUUGGCCAAUAUAGCUUUCUUCGUUAUACUGUACACUUAUGUUGACCUGAUGUUUUCUCGUGUCAUCCAGAAGGUUAGCAAUGGAUCGGCCAUUUUGAAUUGACUUCUACAAAUGUUUUUUUUUUUUUUAUAUAUAUGUCCAUCUACAAUGUUAUUUAUUUAUUGUUAAUAUUUUUGUGCCUUUUCUGCAUAAAUGCGGAAUGACAAAACUUGAGAUGUUUGCUGUUAUUACACUAGGUGUUAUGACCUAUUUCCCACCAAUCAUCUGUUUUGGUGAGUUGCGGCGCAUGCAUAUACAGUAAAUAGAGCCAUAAGCAGACAGCGCCGUACAUUGUGUAUUGGCCUUGCUGGGUUACUGCAACCUCUUAUUCACUUUAAUGGGAGCUGAGGAUAGGCCAGCGUUUCCCAAUCAGAGUGCCUCAAGCUGUUACAAAACUACAACCGGACAUGCUAGGAGUUGAAAUUUUUUGCAACAACUGGAGGCAGCAUGGUUGGGAAACACUGGUAUAGGCAAUCAAUAGAAAAAAGUGGAAAACCCAUUUAAUCCAAGGUUGCUUGUCUGGAAAGACCGCCAAACUGGUGUAAGGAGUAUUAUAGGGAAAAAAGCAUAUGCACUUAUGGAAAAAAGUUUGCGCCCUAUUGUACUCCACGAAAAACGUAUUCCCCAUCCACAGCAUAGUGGAUAAGUGUCGGAUCCCCCACGAUCUCCAAAACGGAGCUUGACUUUUCUUGCUGAAUGCUCCCACUACCUUCCGACACGCGAUUCCGACACACCGCUGCA
Hyla sarda is the source of this 3021-nucleotide messenger RNA. RefSeq names its product inositol 1,4,5-trisphosphate receptor interacting protein (gene ITPRIP). The transcript has 6 exons. Lineage: Eukaryota; Metazoa; Chordata; Amphibia; Anura; Hylidae. The record is from RefSeq and is a predicted model, not a curated record. Gene Ontology annotation, cellular component: membrane. The coding region runs from base 350 to 2113 and encodes 587 amino acids.